Meloidogyne enterolobii is the source of this 240-nucleotide messenger RNA. NCBI's taxonomy places the organism in Eukaryota, Metazoa, Nematoda, Chromadorea, Rhabditida, Meloidogynidae. The record is from the annotation of a GenBank genome assembly.
AUGAAUGUUAAUAAUUUAUAUAAUAUAAAUGGAAUGGAUUUAACUUGUGGAGUUCAUGGUAGUUGUCGAAAUACUUUUAAUGAUUUUGAAUGUAAUUGUGAGCCUGGAUGGAUGGGAAUUUUCUGUGAGAUACAAGAUUUUUGUUUUAACGCUUCUUUAAUUUGCCCGAAUGGUUCUAAAUGUGAAAAUAUUGUUGGAGGGGGCGGUUUUGUUUGUACAUCAACUGCCACGUACAUUUAA